Molecule: messenger RNA, 867 nt
Organism: Notothenia coriiceps (black rockcod)
Lineage: Eukaryota; Metazoa; Chordata; Actinopteri; Perciformes; Nototheniidae
Gene: isoc2
Product: isochorismatase domain containing 2
Exons: 7
Coding region: 180-773 (197 amino acids)
Source: RefSeq, a predicted model, not a curated record
GGCGGUGGGCGCUGCUGUGUUUAUCAAAGGCUGUAGAACUUGUGUGUCUUCCUCAUAGCUACAUGCUAGUCACAUUGGACAUUACACUUUAACCUGACAGCUGAACUUUCUACAGCCCUGUUUGACCCAUUACCCAGUCCUCUACCUCUACCAGACACUAGGACCAUUCAGACAACAGCAUGGCAAGCAUUGGCCGGCUCUCCACCAAGGAUGCAGUGCUCCUCCUGUGUGACAUGCAGGAGAAGUUCAGACCCAACAUCUUCCAAUUUCCCAACAUUGUCAGCAAUGCGGCCAGAUUGCUCAAGGCCAGUCGUGUUCUCGGCAUCCCCGCCAUUUUAACAGAGCAGUACCCUAAAGGCUUGGGUCCCACUGUACAAGAGCUGGAGGCAGGUGACCUGACUGCUUAUGCUAAAACCUCUUUCACCAUGAUGAUAGAUGAGGUGGAGAAGCAGAUGCAGGCCCUCGGGAACCCCAAGCAGGCUAUACUGUGUGGAAUAGAGGCACACGCCUGUAUUGCAUGCACAACAUAUGACCUCCUUGAAAAGGGAAUAGAGGUUCAUAUCGUGGCUGAUGCCGUCUCAUCCAGAAGCCAGACAGACCGUUUGUUUGCUCUGUCCCGACUGAAGCAGAGCGGGGCGUUCCUCACCACCACUGAGGCUGUUCUGCUGCAGCUGGUUCAAGGCGCCAAACACCCAAACUUCAAGGAGAUCCAGAGGCUUUUGGCCCACCCGUCCCCUGACACCGGCCUCCUCUCCUUCUUCAGCGCUCUGUAGCAGGACAAUCUCCUGUGAUUCUGUCCCUAAAAUACUGUACAGAAUUUCACUGCAACACACUGAUAAAGUGCUUCAAUAAAAGGAUAUUGCUAUA